UGUGUAGGAAGCCACCCUCGGAGAGGCGGCCGGGAUGGCCGGCUCGGCCCGGGAGCACCUGCUCUUCGUGCGGCGGCGGAACCCCCAGAUGCGCUACACGCUGAGCCCCGAGAACCUGCAGAGCCUCGCCCAGGGCUCCCGGCCCGAGAACAUGGCCCUGCAGCGGGCCAACAGCGACACGGACCUGGUGACCUCUGAGAGCCGCUCCAGCCUGACGGCCAGCAUGUACGAGUACACGCUGGGCCGCGCCCAGAACCUCAUCAUCUUCUGGGACAUCAAGGAGGAGGUGGACCCCAGCGACUGGAUCGGACUGUAUCACAUCGAUGAGAAUUCUCCAGCCAACUUCUGGGAUUCUAAAAACAGGGGUGUGACUGGGACACAGAAAGGGCAGAUUGUGUGGAGGAUUGAGCCCGGGCCCUAUUUCAUGGAACCGGAGAUAAAGAUCUGCUUUAAGUACUACCACGGCAUCAGCGGAGCCUUGCGCGCCACCACCCCCUGCAUCACCGUGAGGAACCCUGCUGUGAUGAUGGGGGCGGAAGGAGGUGCUUCUGGAAGCCCGCAUUCCCGGAAGCUCGUCAGCUUCACGCUGUCCGAUCUCAGAGCUGUCGGGCUAAAGAAAGGGAUGUUCUUCAACCCGGACCCUUACCUGAAGAUGUCCAUCCGGCCGGGGAAGAAGAGCAGCUUCCCCACCUGUGCCCACCACGGGCAGGAGCGGAGGUCCACCAUCAUCAGCAACACCACCAACCCCAUUUGGCACCGAGAGAAAUACUCCUUUUUUGCACUUCUUACCGAUGUCUUAGAAAUUGAAAUUAAAGACAAAUUUGCCAAGAGCCGUCCUAUCAUCAAGCGUUUCCUGGGGAAGCUGACCAUCCCCGUGCAGCGGCUGCUGGAGCGCCAGGCCAUCGGCGACCAGAUGCUGAGCUACAACCUCGGCAGAAGGCUGCCCGCCGACCACGUGAGCGGGUACCUCCAGUUUAAAGUGGAGGUGACGUCCUCCCUGCAUGAAGAUGCCUCCCCGGAAGCCGUGGGCACGAUGCUCGGGGUCGGGUCUGUGAACGGAGACCUGGGCAGCCCUUCGGACGAGGAGGAGAUGGCUGGGACCCACCCCGAUGGCCCGGCCUGCUCCAACGGGCCCAUGUCCGAGGAGAGUGCCGAGGGGACUCCCAAGCACUCCUGCAGGACUAGCUCCACCCUGGACAUGGACGGGGAGGAUCUGACCUCCAUGUCCUCAAGGAACUCGCCGCCCCGCGGACCCCAGGACUCACUCAACGAUUACCUGGAUGCCGUGGAACACCACGGCCCUGCCAGGCCGGGCCCCGCGCCCUGCGCCGAGCGGCCCAGGGGGGCCUCUCCGAAGCUGAGGAGCAGCUUCCCCACCGACACGAGGCUCAGUGCCAUGCUCCACAUCGACUCCGACGAGGAGGACCACGAGCUGCAGCCCGGCCUGGGCUCCCCGUCGUCCCUAGAGGACGAGGGGGGCCUGAUCAUGUUCAGCGGGCCGUCGAGGACUGACGACGGGAGCCUGUCCUCUCAGACAAAGCAGGAAGACGCCCCACUGGAGACCGAGGACGCCCCCACGCACGAUGCCGCUUCCUUAGAGGGGAAGCCGGAGGGUCUCCCCGAGGAGCUGGCCGAGGACUCCUCCCCAGCAGGCCCCGCCCCGGGGGACAGCGAAGAGGGUCCGGAGUCUCCAGCCGGUGCCGACCAGGACCAGGACCAGGACGGCACUGAGCCCUGUGGCUCCCAAGAGGUGGACCCGCCCACGAGUGGGGCAGACACGGGCACCCCGGACACGUCGGGAGGGAGCCGGAGGGCCACCAGUGAGACCGAGUCCCUUGACCAGGGCUCGGAGCCCUCCCAGGUGUCCUCCGAGACGGAACCCAGCGACCCCGCCCGGACCGAGAGCGUGAGCGAGGCCAGCACCAGGCCCGAGGGCGAGAGCGACCUGGACGGUGCGGACAGCUCCUGCAACGAGAGCGUCACCACGCAGCUGUCCUCGGUGGAGACGCGCUGCUCCUCUCUCGAGAGUGCCCGGUUCCCCGAGACCCCGGCCUUCUCUUCCCAGGAGGAGGAGGAGGACAGGGCCUGUGCGGGGGAGGCCCCCAGCAGCAGCCCUGCCCGGGGGGCUCAGGAGGCCACGUGUGCCCCUGGGUCCCUGCCGGCGGUGCACAUGCCCAGCGCCGAGGAGGAGGGGCCCGGGGCAGAGGCGGCCACCUUCCCCCACCAGGACGAGGGCGGGGAGGUCUGGCAGCGGAGGGGCAGCCUCGAGGGAGCGGCGGCCGCUGUGGAGAGCCAGCCCCAGGAGGAGGGCGAUGCCGGCGAUGCCCAGGCGGCUGGUGAAGGGGCCGCCGCCCAGGAGGAGGGCGCCACUGGAGGUUCUCAGGCCAACGGCCACCAGCCACUGCGCUCGCUGCCUUCCGUGCGCCAGGAUGUCAGCCGGUACCAGCGGGUGGACGAAGCUCUCCCACCAAACUGGGAGGCGCGCAUCGACAGCCACGGCAGGAUCUUCUACGUGGACCACGUGAACAGGACCACGACAUGGCAGCGAGAAACAUCACCCCCGCUACCCAGACAUCCCCAGAUCUCAGGGCUGCUGUGAUAUGACGAAGCUCCUGCUUUCAGGUAUCAGAGCAUCCGCAGAACCAUGACGAAUGAGAGGCCCGAGGAAAACACCACCGCCAUCGAUGGGGCCGGGGAGGAGGCCGACUUCCACCAAGCCAGCGCAGACUUCCGCCGGGAGAAUGUCCUGCCGCACUCUACCUCCAGAUCCAGGCUCACGUUGCUGUUACAGUCUCCCCCCGUGAAGUUCCUCAUCAGCCCCGAGUUCUUCACCGUGCUACACUCGAACCCCAGUGCCUACCGCAUGUUUACAAACAACACGUGUUUGAAGCACAUGAUCACCAAAGUCCGGCGGGACACCCACCACUUUGAACGCUACCAGCACAACCGGGACCUUGUGGGAUUUCUCAACAUGUUCGCCAACAAACAGCUGGAGCUGCCCAGGGGCUGGGAAAUGAAACACGACCAUCAGGGCAAGGCGUUCUUUGUCGACCACAACUCCCGGACCACCACGUUCAUCGACCCCCGGCUCCCCCUGCAGAGCGGCCGGCCCACGAGCGCGCUGGUGCACCGGCAGCACCUGACCCGGCAGCGCAGCCACAGCGCGGGCGAGGUAGGAGAGGAUUCGCGACACGCGGGGCCGCCCGUCCUUCCCAGGCCGUCCAGCACGUUCAACACCGUCAGCAGGCCGCAGUACCAGGACAUGGUUCCAGUGGCUUAUAAUGACAAGAUCGUUGCAUUUCUGCGCCAACCCAAUAUCUUUGAAAUUCUGCAGGAACGUCAGCCUGAUCUCACCAGGAACCACUCACUCAGGGAGAAGAUCCAGUUUAUUCGAACGGAAGGGACCCCAGGAUUGGUGCGCCUUUCCAGUGAUGCAGACCUUGUGAUGUUGCUGAGUUUAUUUGAAGAAGAGAUAAUGUCUUAUGUGCCUCCACAUGCCUUACUCCACCCCAGCUACUGUCAGUCCCCGCGCGGCUCCCCUGUGUCCUCUCCCCAGAACUCGCCAGGUACGCAGCGUGCCAAUGCCCGGGCACCAGCCCCUUACAAGCGAGACUUUGAAGCCAAGCUGAGGAACUUUUACAGGAAGUUGGAGACUAAAGGGUAUGGACAAGGCCCAGGGAAAUUAAAGUUAAUCAUCAGAAGAGAUCACUUACUCGAAGAUGCUUUUAAUCAGAUCAUGGGCUACUCCCGAAAAGACCUGCAGAGAAAUAAGCUGUACGUCACCUUCGUCGGGGAGGAAGGGCUGGAUUACAGCGGACCUUCCAGAGAGUUCUUCUUCCUGGUGUCCAGGGAACUCUUCAACCCAUACUACGGCUUAUUCGAAUAUUCGGCCAAUGACACAUACACAGUGCAGAUAAGUCCCAUGUCCGCUUUUGUGGAUAAUCACCAUGAAUGGUUCCGGUUCAGCGGCAGGAUCCUGGGCCUGGCGCUGAUACACCAGUACCUACUGGAUGCCUUCUUUACGCGGCCCUUUUACAAGGCCCUCCUCAGAAUUCUGUGUGACCUGAGUGACCUCGAGUACCUGGAUGAAGAGUUCCACCAGAGCCUGCAGUGGAUGAAGGACAACGACAUCCAUGACAUCCUGGACCUCACCUUCACUGUGAACGAAGAAGUCUUCGGGCAGAUCACGGAGCGCGAGCUGAAGCCCGGGGGUGCCAACAUCCCGGUCACGGAGAAGAACAAGAAGGAGUACAUCGAGAGGAUGGUGAAGUGGCGGAUCGAGCGCGGCGUGGUGCAGCAGACGGAGAGCUUGGUGCGCGGCUUCUACGAGGUGGUGGAUGCCAGGCUGGUCUCUGUGUUCGAUGCGAGGGAGCUAGAGCUGGUCAUCGCGGGCACCGCCGAAAUAGACCUGAGUGACUGGAGAUUCAACACCGAGUACAGAGGAGGGUACCACGACAAUCACAUUGUAAUUCGGUGGUUCUGGGCUGCGGUGGAGAGAUUCAACAAUGAACAACGACUGCGGUUGUUACAGUUUGUGACGGGCACGUCCAGCAUUCCCUACGAAGGCUUCGCUUCUCUCCGAGGAAGCAAUGGCCCCAGAAGGUUCUGUGUGGAAAAGUGGGGGAAAAUCACCGCGCUUCCCAGAGCUCACACGUGUUUCAACCGCCUGGACCUCCCCCCGUACCCCUCGUUCUCCAUGCUGUAUGAGAAGCUCCUGACAGCGGUUGAAGAGACCAGCACCUUUGGACUUGAGUGACCGGAAGCCCGGUGCCCGGCUGCGUGGGGACAGGCAGUUGGGGAAGCUGCCCUCCCAGGACAGCCCACCACCGGGAGGGUCCGAGCGGGCUUCCGUCUGAGUAACGCCUUCACUUGACAAGCGUAAGCCACGUCUGGGGACUGGAUCGCGGUGAGGAGUCCUCCCUGAAGGAUGGGGGUGAGCUUGAUGCCCAGGGGACAACCCCACAGUCUUUCAAUCAGCAGGUCCCGACUCCCAUGCUUCUUCCCAUUCGUUGCGUUCCAAGACCAAGAUGAACCUGUGCGGAUCAGCUCAAGGUCACUGUGCAGGGACUUGGGAGAAUCUUGAAACUUAACCUUGAACGUGAUUCAAGCCAAACCGCAGCCCUUGACCCGAUCUCCAAAUUAGUGCGAGUUCAAUAAUGGAAUAAAAACACCUGUAUUUCCCAAAAGUCCCUUUGUGUGAGCCCCAAGUUAUCACAGAAUAUUCCUUUUCUUGCUUAUGUGUGCCUGCAUGGUGUUGCACGCAGGUUUCAGCUUCCACGGGACCCGAGUGGAAAUGAAACCAAGUCAACAUGAGGCAACUUUAAAGAUUUGCAAUAAGGUGGUCUGUGACGAUGGAGAUGCAAAGUGGUCUGUGUGUCAUUAUGGCUGGAGACAAACUGUUCCACAGUGAAUUACUACCGACAGAUUGUAUGCUUUCUAAUGCAUGGAAACAAUUUUAAAUAACUAGCAAUUAACUCACAGCAUAUCAGAAAAAAGUCCACAGUGAGUUCUGUUCAUUUUUUUAUAGGUUCAUGACAUUUAUGUUCUUUAAGGUGUAUAUAGGAACCCACCUGUCCUACUGUUCGUGUCGCCCGAUCCAUUUCCAUGUUCCAUGCUUACUUGGGCAUCAUGCUAGUAGGUAUCCUUUUAAGCACUGUCCAGGGAACCAAAGGGCCUUUUAUUUUUCUAAAGGUACAAAAAAAUUCCCCGAAAUAUUUUGCACUGAAUGUACCAAAGUUGAAAGGACGUUACAAGAUGACUGACAGCAACUCCAUCACUGGACAAGUAUAACAGGAAACAGCUUCAAAAGUCAGACUUCUCCACAGUGCCAUGUCUACCACUACAGGACUGUGCAUCUAAGUAAUAAUUUUUUAAGACUCACGAUAUGUGAAUAGUACGAUAUGCAUUUAUUUAAAAUGCAUUAGACUCUUCCAUCCAUCAAAUACUUUACAGGAUGGCAUUUAAUAAAGAUAUUUCGUACCCCACCCCCCCUGCUUUUUAUUUGUACAGCAUCGUGAAACACCAGGCUCACUGAGGGAGCCAUCAGCAACACCUAAGGGGUCAGCUCUCUUUAGUACGAGAAUUCCAUCUCCCUCGUCAGUGAAGACAUCACAAACGGAAACCCUCAGUACUCUAUUUCCAAGCCUGCAUUUUCACCGAUGCAUAAAUUCCUUAUCAACAUAAGGAAACAGGUCUUCUAGGAUACCUCGGACAUUGCAUGACACCACUCACGUUACACUUGCUUAGUUUUCUCAGAGGGUGUCCUUCAUUUCUACUGCUUUCGGGUUUUUUCCACAUCGUUGUUUAUUUCUGGACGUAUGGCCAUAACUCAUCAGAGGUUCAAUGCAGCGAAGUUAAAUGGUGAAUAAUAAAAGCGUUGGAUUAACA
Myotis davidii is the source of this 6387-nucleotide messenger RNA. RefSeq names its product HECT, C2 and WW domain containing E3 ubiquitin protein ligase 2 (gene HECW2). The record is from RefSeq and is a predicted model, not a curated record. Gene Ontology annotation, biological process: regulation of dendrite morphogenesis. Gene Ontology annotation, molecular function: protein binding; ubiquitin-protein transferase activity. The transcript has 30 exons. Lineage: Eukaryota; Metazoa; Chordata; Mammalia; Chiroptera; Vespertilionidae.